GUGUGAUAGAGCCCCCAAGCAACCGCCAUUCUCUUCAACCAACAUGGAUCAUUCCUCUCUUCAACCAUCAUCGCCCUACUCAUCUUCAGAUUGUAACAGUGUUCUUCCUUGUUUUGAACCCGUUUCAAAAGGAACAGAAUUGGAACAUCUCAAAGAAAGAGUAGUUGAGGGAGAAGAGAAAAACGUGUUGGUGUUAAAGGCUUUAGAAUCCCUCAGCUCAAUAAAGGAUUGCUUGUCUAGAGUAGCAGAGGGAUUAGAGGGAGAAGAGGAUGUAACUUAUGUGAAAGAAUUAUCAGAGGAACCAGAAUCAGAAUCAAAUGAGUUAAUGGAAGUGUUAAAAGUGGUUUCAAGGUAUGCAAGGGAAGUGGAAACAAGGAUUGAAAAGCACAAAGAGUUGAGGAAGAAAGAGAAGAGAGAAUUGGAGAGCAGCCUUAUAAGUUUAACCGAGGAGAAUAGGGAUGUGAGUAACUUGCUUAGGAUUGCAUUGUUGGAGAAAGAGGCAUUGGAGAAGAGAGUGAAAGGCAAUGAGCAUAAUAAGAGGAUGCCACUUCUGCAGUUUGCUGAGUUUGGUUUGCACAAAGUUGGUUUUGGAUUCAUGAUGGGGACUGGCACUGUUGACCAACCUAUAGAGACUAAAUCAGAUAGUAGUGAGAGUGAACAUGUUGUUAGUCUGGCCUCAACAGUGGAAAGGAUAAUGAAGAACCUACGCCUUGAAAUCACUCAUUUGAGGAGAUCUUUGGAGGAAGCAAGGUCAGACACAGAGAGGCUCCAAUGUCUGACAGAGAAACAAGGCAAAGAGAUUGCGGAAAACAAAGAGUACAUCAAAGACUUAGAAGACAGAGAGAGAGUGUUGGCUCAUAACGUAGAGGAGUUUAUGAUGGAAAUCAGAGAAGCGGAGGAGGAAGUUGCAAGAUGGAAGGAGGCUUGUGAGUUGGAAGUAGUAGCCGGAAAGAAUGAGAUUCAAGAGCGUGACAAACUGGUGGAUGCACUGAAGCUAGAACUACAGAAAACGAAGGGUGCAUUGGAGAUAUCAAGGGGGAAGCUGAGGCUGAAAGAGGAGGUGGCAGCAACGGCAAUAGCAGCGCAGGAAGCAGCAGAGAGAUCGUUGAAGCUGGCAGAUACAAGAGCAGUGGAACUUCGGGAGAGGAUGGAGGAACUCACCAAACAGUUGGAGGAAGCAGACAAGAGGGAACGCACUACUCACAAACAAAGAAGGCGAAGGCGUCUGUGUUGGCCAUGGCAGCUUUUCAACCUCGCCUCUCCCCCUGAAAUGAAUGCCUUGCUUUACUGACAUGUAAAUAAUAAAAAUCUUUAACUAUCCAAGUUACGAGGAAAAAAAAUAUUUAAAUGAAUAAGAAUUUGUUAUUAAGUUAUUAUUUAACAAUAAUAAGCGAAUAUACCGAAAAUAGCUUCCGUAGUGUGCGUCUUCUUGUUGGACGCUGGGUGGCGUUAGGGUUUGCAGAGUCGCGCUUCGUUUUCUGGAGAUAACUGACACCUUUGCAUUCCGUCACGCUUUUCAAUUUCUCUGUUAUUCAAUAUUCAUACUCGAAGCCCAAGAUUCGGUGAAUUAAAUUAUUAUUGUUGAUUGAAAACGGUGGAAUUUGAUCUGAAUUUCAGAAGCCAGUUGAUUCUUAAUAAUAGUUAAUAGCAAGCUAUGGAUCGUAAAGCAGAGAAUGACAGUGUGACGAAGAAGUUGGUUUCAUCAUGUGAUGUUGAAGCUUUGAAGAAGUGCUUGGAAGAGAACAAGGGUGACUAUCUCAAAUGCCAAUCACACAUUGAAGCUUUUAAAUCAUCUUGCUCAAUCAAGAAGCCUAAUUCAUCCCUUGAUUCUGCACCUCACCUCAACACAUCAAGCUAGAUUCUUGACUUUCAUUUCGAAUUUGCGUCCCCAUGGAGUGGUUGGCAACUUGUAUACUUGUAUUAACAGUCAAUAAUUAGUGAGCAAAGUUGUAACUUUGCACAACUACAAAAUUUAGUGUUUUAUUCAUAUAGCAGUGAACUGUUUGUGAUGUAGUUUUGUACCUUUCCCACUAACUCGUCUUGAAUAGAAUAAUUUAAUUGCAUAACACAUUUGCACUGAGGAUAGGACAUCUAGCAUGGAAGCUUAUCUUAUGUGCUAGAUGCACUGGGAUGAAGACACAAAAAGAAAAAUUGCAUUCCCUUCUGAUUUUA
This is a messenger RNA of Arachis ipaensis, 2172 nucleotides long. Lineage: Eukaryota; Viridiplantae; Streptophyta; Magnoliopsida; Fabales; Fabaceae. The record is from RefSeq and is a predicted model, not a curated record.